Messenger RNA from Telopea speciosissima, 1450 nucleotides. Its product is annotated as plasmodesmata-located protein 7-like. The record is from RefSeq and is a predicted model, not a curated record. Gene Ontology annotation, cellular component: plasmodesma. The transcript is spliced from 3 exons. Bases 94 to 960 code for a protein of 288 amino acids. NCBI's taxonomy places the organism in Eukaryota, Viridiplantae, Streptophyta, Magnoliopsida, Proteales, Proteaceae.
AGAUUUCCUUACUCAUCUCACUUAAGUCCUUCGCUCUCUCUCUCUCACAACUCACUCACAAGUCAGUUCUGUUCACAAGAGAAAUUAAGAGCCAUGUCCAGAGCUUCUCGACUUCCAUCUCUUCUCCUUCUCCUAAUCCUCUUCUUCACUCUCUCAUCUUUCUCGAACCCAUCAAGAGCAGCCACAGACACCUUCAUCUUCGGUGGUUGUUCUCAGCUCAGGUUCGCUCCAGGCUCAGCUUACGAGUCAAAUCUCAACUCGCUCCUCACCUCGUUCGUCAACUCAGCCACCUAUUCCUCCUUCAACAAAUUCACCAUCUACGGUUCCAGCUCACAAGAUGUCGUCUACGGACUCUAUCAAUGCCGAGGAGACCUCUCCAUGCCCGACUGCUCCAGCUGUGUCGCACACGGGGUGAGUCAAAUCGGCAUACUCUGCUCCAGCUGCACGGGUGGCGCGUUACAGUUGCAGGGCUGCUUCAUCAAGUACGACAACACUUCCUUCUUAGGAGUGGAAGACAAGACUGUGGUUUUGAAGAAGUGUGGACCACCGGUCGGUUAUGACUCGGACCUGUUGAGCCGGAGUGAUGCGGUUUUGAAUGGUCUGACCAAUAAUGGAGGUGGGCUUUUCCGGGUGGGUGGGUCUGGGGAAGUGCAAGGUAUGGCUCAGUGUGUCGGUGAUCUGAGUACCGGCGCCUGUCAGGAUUGUGUGUCGUCGGCGAUCGAACGGCUUAGGAGCGACUGUGGUGCUGCGGCGUAUGGUGAUAUGUUCUUGGCCAAGUGUUACGUGAGGUAUUCUACCAGUGGGGAUUAUUCCAAAGCGAGUAGGGAUUCUUCUCAAGGAGAUGAUACUUCAAAGAAUCUUGCAAUUAUAAUUGGAAUUUUAGCUGCGGUUGCUCUGAUCAUUAUUUUCGUUUCUUUCAUUAGCAGAGCCAUGGAAAGGAAUAAAGGUGGAGGUAAAUAAUUAUAGAGUGGUAAAGCUCCGGGAGAAGCCCACCACCCCUAAUAUUAUCUCCGGGAACUUGCUUUCGGUGGUUCUUUUAUUGCUUCACUUUUGUUCCCUGUUUUCUACUUUUCUUUCUCUUUAUCUUUUUGAAAUUUCUUUUAUGUUUCUUCUAAAAGGAAACUAAGAAAGUGAAGCAAGGAAGGAUGAGUGGAGACAACUCCCUUGGUACAAGUGAAAGUUGAGGAAGGGGAGCCCUAAGAUUCCACACUCCCAACCCACUUAACAAAGUUAUGUCCUGCAAUAACUUUGUCUAUAAAGAAAUUUCAAAUUCUUUUGUGAAGUUGUAGAUUAUAUAAUUCCCCCCCCCCCCCCCCUGUCUGUGUAACUUGGGUUAUUUGAAGGUAUACUACUAGCCUUCAAAAUAUUAUUAUUUGUUUGUUCUUGUAAGAAUGAUUAAACCUACUUGUUCUUCAAAUUUCAUUGUCAAUAAUUCAAUGUGAUUCAAUCU